Molecule: messenger RNA, 1920 nt
Organism: Exophiala xenobiotica
Lineage: Eukaryota; Fungi; Ascomycota; Eurotiomycetes; Chaetothyriales; Herpotrichiellaceae
Exons: 4
Coding region: 139-1674 (511 amino acids)
Molecular function (GO): iron ion binding; heme binding; oxidoreductase activity, acting on paired donors, with incorporation or reduction of molecular oxygen
Source: RefSeq, a predicted model, not a curated record
GAAGACUCCUGGCCUUUCAAAGUCAUCGCAGUACCGCAAACCCCCAAGCGAACGUACUGUGUAUGCCGUCGCACCUUCUGCAGAUCUCAUGUGAUACGCACCUCAGAAUUCAUUCCUUCCAGGGCCUCAAACGGGAAGAUGUCGCUCCAGCCAUACCUAGACCACCCAAUCGUGCCGACGGCACUGUUUCUCACGGCCAUAUCAUGCUUUGUGUUGUUCAGCAUUCGCCUCAGGAAAGGUCUCAGAGAUAUUCCAGGCCCUUUCUUCGCCAGCAUCUUCCCCUUCGACCGGAUGCUGACGACAUACUCCGGCCACCAAUUCGCAAAACACCUUGCCUACCACGAGAAAUACGGUCCAGUCGUCCGCAUUGGACCCAAACAUGUUUCGAUUUCCGACUCUGAUCAGAUAUCAGUUAUAUACAAUAUAACUUCGAAAUUCAACAAGAGCAACUUCUACACCCUCUUCCACGCCAAAUCUCCCAAUGGCAACAUCCCAACCGUCUUCUCGAUUACCGACCCGCAAGGCCACAGGGACCUCAAACGCCCCGUGGGGGCCGCCUUCGCACUGAGUGCCCUUCUCGACCUCGAGUCGCUGGCCGAUGAAUGCACGGCCAUCCUCCAGCGCAAACUCGAUGGCUUCGAAGGCCAGAACAUCGACUUCGGCACCUGGCUGCACUGGUACGCUUUCGAUGUCAUCACGUACAUUACCUUCUCGAAUUCCAUCGGCUUCAUGGAGCGAGAACAGGAUGUCCAAGGCAUCAUAUCCGCCAUUGAGGGCCGACUGUUCUACAACUCAAUCAUUGGGCAAGUCCCGUCAGUGCACAAGUUUCUGCUCGGAAACCGCUUCAUCUCAAGGUUGGCCGACAUGAUACCCACUCUUGCACGGUUGAACUCGUCGCAGUAUAUCGUUAACUUCGCCGGACAGCAACUGUCACGACGACAGACUGCGGCUGCGGAGCAUGGGAAGAAGGAUAUCGUCGCGCGGUUCAAGCGGAUCAAGGAAGGCGAGCAGGUCAUUACCGACAAGGAACUGCUGGGCCAUGCCGCUUCAAAUGUGUUUGCUGGUAGUGAUACAACUGCGAUCUCAUUGCGAGCCAUGUUCUACUACCUAUGCAAGAACCCACGGACGUACAAGAAGCUCGUUGACGAGAUUCUCGAGUGCGACGCACGAGGCGAGCUAUCGGAGUAUAUCACAUACGGCGAAGCUCAGCAAAUGCCAUAUUUCCAGGCUUGUGUCAGAGAAGCUCUGCGCAUGCAUCCGGCUGUCGGCCAGCUUCUGGAGAGGAUCGUGCCCGCUGAAGGGGCCACCAUCUCUGGACAUUGCUUGCCUGGCGGGACGAUCGUGGGAAUGAACCCGUGGGUUGCGGCCAGAGACAAGAAGGUCUAUGGCGCGGACGCCGAUGUCUUUCGUCCGGAACGGUGGCUCGAGGCUGAUGAGAGGACGAUCAAGCUCAUGGAUCGGAAUUGGUUGGCGUUUGGUGCCGGUGCGAGGACGUGUUUGGGCAAGAACAUUUCACUGAUGGAGAUGUCGAAGCUCGUGCCUCAACUUCUUCGACGGUAUCAUGUCGAGCUGGCAGAUCAGCAGGCCGAAUGGACUUUGCAUGACUACUGGUUUGUGAAGCAGGAGGGCUUGCGAUGCGUGUUGACAAGACGGACCAGGAUGGUUCAUACCUGAAGUCCUGCAUCUCAGAGAGAACAGCACGGCAAGGAGGGGCGACUGGCGGCCUGUUUGCAUCAGAGGAGCACAAUACAUCGUGAGCCGUGGUCGUCUCUCGUGUUCCCUGACAAACUCACUUCCAAAUCUCCACUAACCAGGAACCCAACCUUCGUACUUCUGGGAGAAAGUUUGUCCAUGCAGUUAUACGAGACUUCGGAAGUCUUUGGCUUGGUAUGGACUGGGGUAAAUUGCUGUCAAAGGUCC